UUCCGGAGCUCCACGUCCCCGCUGAGGCGGUGUUUGAAAGCACCGGGGACGUCGCCGGCGACAUGGCCAAGCAGCUGCAGGCGAACAACAUCCGGAUCAGCGUCCUGGAGGAAGAGAACUCCCGGCUCCGGGCCGCGCGGGGCCGGAUGAAAGAGGCAGCCCAGCAAGGAGCAUUACGGCUCAUCCCGCAGACGCAGCUCUGGCCUCCGUCCUCCCGGAUUGGCUCCAAGGACGGCGCGGUGGGUCCCCCAGGCAGCCCUGCCCUCGCCCGCCAGCCGCCCGCCAGCCAGCGCCCGCCAAAGCCAGCCUCCGCCACGGCGUCGUGCAUCUCCCUGCCGGCCCGCAGAGUCCAGCCGCACUCCGCUCCCGGCUCCAGGAACCGCCGGAAAUAGAACGGCAGGGAGCGGGCCCACCAGCCGCACAGAGCAAGCUGCUUGCCCACGCGCUGCUGGCCGAGCUGGGCUACACCCGGGAAGGGCCAGCAGCCGCCGGGCCUUGCAGCCUGCGUCUCCGCCGGCGGAGGAAAGACCAGCCGGACCUUCCGGAGCAGCAGGAUCUCUCGGCCUCCCCGGAUCCUGCUUGGGAUCGGACAGCACGUACUGCAGAACCUGCAGGGACGUCCCCCCCCGUCCCACAACUGACGGUUUGUGAGACAGCGCACCCCCUACGCCCCUCCUCCAUCUGGGCAACGGCCCGGGUUAGCAGCAGGGGCAAGCCCUUACAAUCCCAGCUCGCGGCCAGUGGAAACGACGGGGCCCCGGCGUCUGGCAGACUUCCCCGCGCCUGCCUAGAGGAUCGUACCGGCCUCGAAAUCCGUUGGCCGCAAAGGUGGGCGAGCACCCGCCCGCCUUAAGAACACACCGUCCCUGCGGCGUAAGCAACAUCUGGCAGCCGGGAACGACUCACAGCAGGAUUCACGAGCCCCGGGCACUUUUCCGCGUCGCUUUCUCGCACGGGACGCCUUCGAAACGGCGGCGGGGAGAGAGAGGGCGGAGGGGAACCCAACCCACGCCGGGAGGAGACCCGGCACAAGGAACCCAACCCACGCCGGGAGAGAGCCGAGCACAAGGAACAGCGACAAUCUUUGCUGUAGGUUUAAUAGCGCCGGCGGCGUUACAGAGCCGGACGGGGCGUCCA
This is a messenger RNA of Pelodiscus sinensis (Chinese soft-shelled turtle), 1137 nucleotides long. Lineage: Eukaryota; Metazoa; Chordata; Testudines; Trionychidae. The record is from RefSeq and is a predicted model, not a curated record.